CCACCGGAGCCUACCUACACGGUGCGGGAAACCGAGGUGGCGGCGGGCCAGGCCCCGGCUCAGGUGGACGAGCAGGGGGGAGAGCCCGCCUCCUCCCUGCCUCCUCCCUGUAGCCUGCACCUGACGGAGAGGGCGGACUGGCAGUACUCACAGCGGGAGCUAGACGCGGUGGAGGUGUUCCGCUGGAGGACGGAGAGGGGCUCCUGCCUGGGCUGUAUGUUCGUCCGCUGCGCCCCAGGUAGCCGAUACACAUUGCUCUUCUCACACGGCAAUGCGGUGGAUCUGGGCCAGAUGUGCAGCUUCUACAUCGGUCUGGGCUCCCGCAUCAACUGCAACGUCUUCUCCUACGACUACUCCGGGUACGGGGUAAGCAGCGGCAAGCCGAGCGAGAAGAACCUCUAUGCGGACAUCGAGGCGGCCUGGCACGCCCUCAGGACUCGAUAUGCUGUCAGCCCUGAGAACAUUAUCCUGUAUGGUCAGAGUAUCGGCACAGUUCCCACAGUAGACCUGGCCUCACGCUAUGAAUGUGCAGCUGUCAUACUGCACUCCCCUCUUAUGUCUGGACUGCGUGUUGCUUUUCCUGAUACUAGGAAGACCUACUGUUUUGAUGCCUUCCCCAGUAUCGACAAAAUUUCUAAGGUCAGCUCUCCAGUGCUGAUAAUCCAUGGAACAGAAGAUGAAGUGAUUGAUUUCUCUCAUGGCCUGGCAAUGUACGAGCGCUGUCCACGAGCCGUAGAACCACUCUGGGUGGAAGGAGCAGGGCACAAUGACAUAGAGCUGUAUGCACAAUAUCUAGAAAGACUAAAGCAGUUCAUUUCUCAUGAGCUGCCUAAUUCCUGAGAAAUUCCUCCAGUCUUACCUCAGUUACUGUGAAUGGCAGAAGCGACGAGUCUUAGAAGACAUGUCCAUUAUGGUGCUGGGCAAUCUCUUACCACUGCCCAAAGACACCCUCAGAGGGGUUGGAUGAUGCUGGUUAAGCAUCCAGCGGCACCAGUCUUUCUUUAUUUUUUAUUGUCUAUGUGCUAUCAGCUGCUGUAACUUAAUCUCAGCCUUUAGAAGAGUCCGGGUGGAUCUGGAACCUCUUUUUUUGUAGAGCACACUUUAUAUUCUGGAACAUGUUUACACAGCAUCAUUUUGAAGGACGCCAUUCUACCACGGGUUAACCCAGUCGCAAUAGCUGUGGGUCAGUUGGCUUUGUUUUCUGGAUCUGAUGUACAGCAUUACCUGAUAAUUCGUAUCAUCUUUAACAAAUUAUUUCUUUUUUUAAUUUAAUUUUUUUAUUUGAACUCAAUCAGGAGGAAAUUGCUUAUUUGGUGAAUUGUAUAAUGUGGUAUCUUGCUGGGGCAAUCUUUUCAUGAUUUGUAAUUCCCUUUUGCGGGUUUUUGUUUCCAAGAUGAUAUUUAUCCACAAUAAAUUAUUUCAAGUUAAUAUCAUGCAAGAAGACAACUGAAUAGAAUUCAUAAAUCAAUAAUUUAACACUAAGACAUUCUGAAUGCCACUCAUGGGCUGUUUGUGUAAGCAAAAUGUAAUGUUAAACUGUAAAUGUGAAGAUUUAUUUCUAGAAGAAUGAUCGAAGUUCAUCUGGUGUUCUGUUUUUGUGAUUUCUUUUUUCCUCCCAACGCUUUUGUUCUUGUCUCAUGUACGGUUAUUUUCUUUUUCAGCACUAGAAUCUUAUGGGUUUUGUCUUGUUCUGUCAUUUUUCUUUUGUCCUUAGAUACAGAAAUGACUGAUCUGUUUUUUAAACUACUUUGAAGGGUUUUCUUAAGUUUUUAUCCCUAAAUUAAUUUUUUGCUAUUAAGUGAUUUUUUUACGAUACUUUCUGGGAGAAGAAACUUUCUGAAGAAAAUUCAAAAUCCCCUUUGUAAUAUCUUUUCCCUUUUUGACACUGGAAAGGCACAAAAAUAUGUUUAAAGGGCAACACUGCAUUCUCUGGUCUGUAAAUUUGAGUCUUUGCUGGGGGUAUAAAGGCUCACUUGGUCUUUGGUUGCAGAGGCCAUAAGGGACUGCUUAUACAAUGCCUCCUGCAAUAAAGAGAAUUGUAGACCUGAAAUAAUAUACUGUGAGACUUUGUUUUGUCAAAUGAAAAGAAUAUGCUCUGAUUUUGUUUCUUGUUGCUUGAGGACAGUAUGUUGGAAUAAAGAAUGCAUGGAACGGAAAAA
Nanorana parkeri is the source of this 2159-nucleotide messenger RNA. It is a transcript of the gene ABHD17C, whose product is annotated as abhydrolase domain containing 17C. Gene Ontology annotation, molecular function: palmitoyl-(protein) hydrolase activity. The record is from RefSeq and is a predicted model, not a curated record. Gene Ontology annotation, biological process: protein depalmitoylation. Gene Ontology annotation, cellular component: plasma membrane; endosome membrane. The transcript is spliced from 3 exons. The annotation marks the transcript as partial. NCBI's taxonomy places the organism in Eukaryota, Metazoa, Chordata, Amphibia, Anura, Dicroglossidae.